AAGCAGAUUAGUGCAAUGUCCAAAUUACUAGAGAAAAGAACCAAUGCUAAAGCAAGAGUAAGUUCAGCAUAAACUGAAUUCUUGUCAUAACUCACAACAAGAAGAUAUUAAUGUUAUGGACAAGCAAAUUUUAAACCGAUUGGAACUUAAACAUGACCAAAGGAAAUUGUUCAGAGACAAAAUGUUAAUCACAUAAAAGAGAUUAACUGUAAGUAUUUGUACAGUAUAGGAAUGUGGAGUUUGUUGACAUGUUCUUUCAUCUCACUCCAGAAUGUAACAAAUUGAUGCACCUAAUACCAGACAAAACUCAGCAUUGUCAUAUCAUAAUCUCUGGGACCAUUACCAUCGACUCUACAGCUGUUUGUGUACAUCAUGUUGCCCCUUAAGGAGUGGACCAGUUUGAUAAAAACCCUAAUAUCUAUCUCAGCUUUUAAACUCUCUUUGUGAUAGAAAGUUUCUGCUAUCAACCACAUCUAAAUAUAACAAAUUGCAUAUUUUAAUAUGUUCACCAACUUCAUAUAUGUAACUUUCUUCGUCCUUCCAUUCUCAAUUGAUCAUAAUAGAAGUUUCAACUUUAAGAUAAUCACUACAUUGCAUUGCGACAAAUAAACUCCGGAUUCGCAUAGAUCAUUGGCAACACUAUGGAAGAAGUCAAAUCUCACAAGAUAUUAGAUGGAAGGUAAGCAUGCUUGCAAACUCCGAUGCCUCCAGGAACGCACCAGCCGGCACAUCCUCCCUCACGGGGAAGGAUGGGACCGCCGUCUGCGCCUGGGACAGCCUUGGAAACUCCUUGCUCCUCCACCUCCCCCUGCGGCGCCACUUCAGUUCGGCCUUUCAUCGAGCACGUUAGCGCCGGCCUUGGGACGAGUCUCGCAACCGAACAACCCCGGCCCCCUUGCGUCAAAGGAGCGCCGCAAGGGAUGCGAAGGCGAAGGCCGUGUCUGGAGUGUAGGAGGAGACGAGGGUGAAGUGCUCCAUUAACGACCAAGUACAGCAGUAGCAUAAAGCCACUUCGGGAGUGUAGAAAUGGAAGAGGUGGUCUUCGUCUACCGAGUACAUUAGGUCGAUCAGGGUCACACUUGGGUCCAUCAAAUCGACUAUAUAUAUAUAUAUAUAUAAUCACCGCCGGACGGCAAAAGGAUGAGGUGGUCUUCUUCUAUUUGGUCCGAACAGGUCAAUUCGGCGGAACAAUUGGGUGCAUCAAUUUGGCUCUACACAUCUGAAAGAAAUCACUACGCAAACGGCCUAUUAAUACAACACAUUUCUUGGCUACGGUCGUCGUCCUCAAACUCCUCCCCACCGCUCCUCUCUCUCCCUCAUUCCUUCUCCUCCUCUCCUUCCCACUCUCUCUCUCCCCCUCUUUCCCUCUUCCCAUCCUCUAAUUGCACCCUUCCCUCGCUCUAAAUGUCUCUGUCUCUCUUUCUCCUUCUCUGCUUCCUCCACCCACGCCAACCCAGGGGGGAGCAGCACUUUCAUCAUCUAAUUAUCCCAUUGCCAGAUUACAGUGAAGAGGAAGAACCUCGUUGACAUGGCCAGCUAUCCCCUGGUGGCAAGUUUCGCGGCCUUGGUCGCUGUCCUACUCCUCGCGGCCCCUGCCACCGCCAAGCUCACCACCCUGUACUAUCAGAAGACGUGUCCCAAUGUCGAGAAGAUCGUGUCGGAUGUGGUAACAACCAAGCAGAUCAGCACCCCCACCACCGCCGCCGGCGCCCUCCGCUUGUUCUUCCACGACUGCUUCGUCGGAGGCUGCGACGCCUCCGUGCUCGUGUCGAGCAACGCCUUCAACCGCGCGGAGCGCGACGCCGACGACAACGUCUCCCUCCCCGGUGAUGGCUUCGACGCCAUCGUCCGUGCUAAGACCGCGCUCGAGCUGCAGUGCCCCGGUGUCGUCUCCUGCGCGGACGUCCUCGCCCUCGCCACCCGCGAACUUGUCCUCAUGCUCGGCGGGCCUUUCUACCGCGUCCGCCUCGGUCGUAAGGAUGCCCUCACCUCCACCGCCGCCUCCAUCACAGGCAACCUCCCCGGCCCCAACAUGACCGUGGACCAGCUCAUCUCCCUCUUCGCGCGCAGGCACUUCACCGUGCAGGAGCUGGUCGUCCUUUCCGGCGCCCACACCGUCGGCUUCUCCCACUGCAGCCAGUUCGCCUCGCGCAUCUUCGGCUACAACGGCGGAGCGCGCGACGCCCACGACCCGGCCAUGAGCCCACAGUUCGCACAGGCGCUGCAGAAGGCGUGCGCCAACUACGUGAACAACCCAACCAUCGCGGCUUUCAACGACGUGAUGACGCCCGGCAAGUUCGACAACAUGUACUACCAGAACCUGCUGCGAGGACUGGGGCUGCUGGCCUCCGACCAGGCGUUGGCGUUAGACCCGCGGACAAGGCCCUUCGUGCAGCUCUACGCCGCCAACCAGACGGCCUUCUUCAACGACUUCAGCCGCGCCAUGGAGAAGGUCAGCGUGCUCGGCGUGAAGGCGGGACGCAAGGGCGAGGUCCGGCGGCGGUGCGACGUGUUCAACAACCUCACCACUUGAAUCAUUGAUUGAUGGCUUGACUGUGGAUUGCGUCUGAAUCAUCGAGCUUGAUGACAUUGGUUUGAGA
Molecule: messenger RNA, 2600 nt
Organism: Musa acuminata subsp. malaccensis (wild Malaysian banana)
Lineage: Eukaryota; Viridiplantae; Streptophyta; Magnoliopsida; Zingiberales; Musaceae
Product: peroxidase 31-like
Biological process (GO): response to oxidative stress; hydrogen peroxide catabolic process
Molecular function (GO): peroxidase activity; heme binding
Source: RefSeq, a predicted model, not a curated record